UGUCCAGAAGGCGAAAGCAAGCUGUCGGACCGUGGACGAGUGCGAAGACCCAGUGACGAAUCGCCACUGGUCACGAGGAGACGAAACGCUUUCUCUGGAGAGGGGCUCGCAAUCCGGCGCAACCUUCCCCACCACGUCCCGGCGGCGGUCCGCAGCCUCCCCGGAACCGCAACGCCCGUGGGAGGUGACGCCGCGGCGGCCAGCCAGCUCAGCCAGCACAGUGAAGUCGGCGGCCAGACAGCCGCGUCGCGUUCCCCAGCCAGCAGCCAGCGCCGCCCGCGCACACUUCCGGACGAGACAGACAACUGCCCGUCGCUCCCGAGGCGCGCGUCAACACGGCCGGCGAGUGUGCUGCUGCGGCUUUUCUACGUCGACCGGGCGCUUCGAGCUUUCGUAGUUCGCGUAUUGGAGGCGAUUUGCGAGUCAGACCACCGCCUACAUCGGGCCUGCUGCGACAAUCGGUGGAUGCCAGUGGAGUCGUCUCUCGAACGGAUUGCCUAGUUGGAACGACUUUCACGCCAUGGACGUCGGCUUCAGAGAUCUCAAGUACACAGUCAACAAGUGGUACAGGUUUUCAGAGCCGGGUAAAACCAUCUUGCACGGGCUGAGCGGCACCUUCAAGUCUGGCCGGCUGACAGCGAUCCUGGGCCCGUCCGGCGCGGGCAAGAGCAGCCUGCUGGACGUCCUCUCCGGUUGCAGGCGGUCUGGCGUGAGCGGCGAACUGCUGCUGGGCGGCUCUCCGCGGGACGAGGCGCACUUCCGGCGAGUGUCGUGCUACCUCAUGCAGGAGGACCUGCUGCAGCCGCGGCUCAGCGUGCGCGAGCUCAUGCUGCUCGCUGCCGAGCUCAAGAUGCCCGCCAGGUGCUCGCGGAGGCACCGCGAGGAGACGACGGAGGAGAUCCUGGAGACGCUGGGCCUGUGGGAACACCGCAACACCAGGACGGAGCGGCUAUCGGGCGGCCAGCGGAAGCGGCUCUGCGUGGCGCUGGAGCUAGUCAGCAACCCACCAGUCUUCUUCCUGGACGAGCCCACCAGCGGGCUGGACGAGGUGUCGGCCAAGCUGUGCCUGCGGCUGCUGCACGAGGUGUCGCGCCAGGGCCGUGCCGUCGUCUGCACGAUGCACACACCCUCCGCGUCGCUGCUGGCUCUGCUCGACGACGUGUACGCCAUGGCGCGCGGCCGCUGCGUCUACCAGGGGCCCAGCGGCGGCAUCGUCUCCUUCCUCGCCGCCUGUGGCCUCUACUGCCCCACACACUACAACCCCGUCGACUACCUGGUGGAGAUGCUGGAAGUUCCCGACGAAGAGGACGCGCUUGUGUUGGAGCGACUGUGUGCAGCCAUCGACAACGGCCGCAACCGGUGGCAGCUCCCACUGCCCGUCACUGCAGGUGACGAGUACGGUAGCUCCGAGGUAGCCAACGUCUUCGCUGCGGCUCCAGACAUUUGCAACGGGAGAUCGGGCAGCGACUCCUACAGCGACAGCGGAUCCUCAGAGAACGACCAACAGUUGGUGACGACGUCAAGCAACAAGACGCUGCGGCCGUACGCAGCCGACUGUCCAGUUUCGACGUGGCGUCAAUUUAUACUCUUGUGCCAGCGGAUGGCGACCCAGGCCAGAAGAAACAAGGUAGCCAUCACAAUACAGGUAUUUCAUCAUUUGAUGUGUGCUCUUCUCCUUGGACUGGUAUUCUUAGGACGAGCUAAUGACGGCAACCUUAUGUUUGAGCAUUUGAAAUUCUGUGUAGCAGUUAUUCUUUUCCACACUUAUACAUGGUGUAUGGUGCAAGCUAUAUUAUUUCCCAUUGAGGCAAAGCUAGUGCUGAAGGAGCACUUAAAUGGUUGGUACAGUCUUCACCCAUACUAUAUGGCGCUUCAGCUAAUUAGUUUACCUUCUGUGGUCUUUCUCAGCCUUGUAUUCCUAAGUAUAAUCUACACAAUGAUAGGUCUACCAAUGGAGCUCAAUAGAUUUCUGCUCUUUGCAGUUAUGGGAAUAAUCACUUCAAUAGCUGCUGAAGGAAUGGGCAUUGCUAUUGGUUCAACAUUCAGUAUUACGAAUGGUUGUAUUGUUGGCCCAGCUACUAUUGCACCUUUCCUGGGAUUAGCAAUUUAUGGAUUUGACUUUGCUCAUGAUAUACCAACAUGGAUGAAUGUACUGAUGCAGAUGAGUUUCAUGCGAAGCGGAGUUGUUGGUUUAGUGCUGAGUGUCUUUGGUCUCAAUAGGCAUGUCCUAGACUGCCCUGACAUAUAUUGUCAUUAUGCAGACCCUGAAGUUAUUCUUCGAAUGACAGAUCUAGAUGAAAUGUCAUUUUGGACGCCUAUCUCUUAUAUAAUACUUCUAACAUUAACUUUAAGAAUUCUGGGUUUCAUAGGACUACGGGUGCGACUUGUUAAAUAAUGAGACUCAUUCCUUCCACAGUUCAUUGUGGAACACAGACAUGUGGGCUGAAUUGAGAGUUUUUGUAUGUGGCUGUGCAGUAUUAUUUAUUGCUGUAGAUUAUAACAAUGUAAUUAAUAAAUCAGGAAACUGAAAGUUAGUAAGAAGCAAUUGAAUGAGAGCAAGUGCUGUCUAAUGAUGGGUUUGUGUGUGUGUGUGUGUGUGUGUGUGUGUGUGUGUGUGUGCGCGCGAGCGCUUGUGUUUAUAGGAACCAAAGAAUAUCUUUCAGAGUACAAUAAAAUAAUAUUUUAGUCUCUAAAGGUACAAUAUAAUAAAUAUCUGAAAAUAGUAUGUGUGUUACUGUCCACCAGACUAUUUUUAGUACUAUAUUGUUUCAAGAUGUGAAAAAAUUAUAAAAUUUGGUUAAGUUAUUCAAAAUAUUGAUGUUUUUUUCAGAAUGCUUAAUGUAAGUGGUUCAGAAAUAUUUUUAGUGUACCUAUUUUUUAACUAACUUAAUGUCAGCUUACUGCAAAUUUUAUUCUGUACCUGUCAGUCUGGUAAAAUGAAUAUAAACAUUUUUUACUUUA
Messenger RNA from Schistocerca gregaria, 2961 nucleotides. RefSeq names its product ATP-binding cassette sub-family G member 1. The record is from RefSeq and is a predicted model, not a curated record. The transcript is spliced from 12 exons. Gene Ontology annotation, cellular component: plasma membrane. Lineage: Eukaryota; Metazoa; Arthropoda; Insecta; Orthoptera; Acrididae. The coding region runs from base 521 to 2395 and encodes 624 amino acids. Gene Ontology annotation, molecular function: ATP binding; ABC-type transporter activity; ATP hydrolysis activity.